AUGUUACCGAACUGCUGGAAAUACUCGGUGAACUCGUCCUCGGUCACCUCUGGCGCAACACCACCAACAAAGAUCUUGCCUGUCUUGUCCUGUUCCUCUUUAGGAAUGGCUCUUUUAGGGUCAAUUAACUUGCCAUCUAAAACAUGUGUCUUUUUUAAAACAUCAUCCACACUACUUGAACUAGCAAAUGUCAAAAAUCCAAAUCCUCUAGACCGUCCUGUAGCAUUAUCCUUCAUAAUAGUCAAGUCGACAACGUCGCCAAACUGA
Molecule: messenger RNA, 267 nt
Organism: Ogataea philodendri
Lineage: Eukaryota; Fungi; Ascomycota; Pichiomycetes; Pichiales; Pichiaceae
Exons: 1
Coding region: 1-267 (88 amino acids)
Source: RefSeq, a predicted model, not a curated record